AUGCCUGAACUGGAGAGCGAGCAUAAAUCUUCCGAAAGUGAGCCAUUAACCAACGACAAAAAGAAGUCGGAGAAACGCAAAAGACCGCCGCCAUCUGAGGAAACAAGCAAUACUGAGGGAAGAUUUGUAAAAAAGAAGCGGGUCACUGUCAGAGGGGAACUCUACGAAGAACCUCUCCCGAUGAAUGUGGAAACGGUGGUCCGGAACGUGCAAGCCAUGAACAUUUCGUUUUUUCUCUAG
This is a messenger RNA of Cooperia oncophora, 240 nucleotides long. Lineage: Eukaryota; Metazoa; Nematoda; Chromadorea; Rhabditida; Trichostrongylidae. The record is from the annotation of a GenBank genome assembly.